Messenger RNA from Parnassius apollo (apollo), 7275 nucleotides. The record is from the annotation of a GenBank genome assembly. NCBI's taxonomy places the organism in Eukaryota, Metazoa, Arthropoda, Insecta, Lepidoptera, Papilionidae.
AUGGAGCAGAUUCCUCCUCCGAAAGAGGUGAAGAUCUUAGAAACAGCCGAAGACAUACAGGAACGUCGUGAACAGGUAUUAAACCGCUAUGAAGACUUCAAGCAAGAGGCACGUGCAAAGCGUGAGAAGUUGGAGGACUCUCGGCGCUUCCAAUACUUCAAACGUGAUGCUGAUGAACUUGAGUCCUGGAUACAGGAAAAGUUGCAGGCUGCCAGCGAUGAGAGCUACAAAGAUCCAACUAACCUGCAGGCCAAGAUCCAAAAGCACCAGGCUUUCGAAGCAGAAGUUGCGGCGCAUUCAAAUGCUAUUGUGGUCUUGGACAACACUGGCAGUGAGAUGAUCUCUGCAGGCCACUUUGCAUCUGAGACCAUCCGUCGUCGUUUGGACGAGUUGCAUCGCUUGUGGGAGCUUUUGUUGUCUCGGCUUGCGGAAAAGGGCAUGAAGUUGCAGCAGGCGUUGGUGCUGGUACAGUUCCUACGCCAUUGCGAUGAAGUAAUGUUUUGGAUCCACGAUAAGGAAACUUUUGUGUGCGCGGAGGAGUUCGGUUCCGACCUGGAGCAUGUUGAGGUGCUACAACGCAAAUUUGAUGAAUUUCAAAAGGAUAUGGCCGCACAAGAAUACCGUGUAACCGAAGUCAACCAGCUGGCCGAAAGACUCGUGCUCGAGGGACACCCUGAAAGAGAGACUAUCGUUAAGCGUAAGGAUGAGUUGAAUGAGGCGUGGCAGCGUCUCCGCCAGAUGGCGCUGAUGCGUCAAGAGCGUUUAUUCGGCGCACACGAGAUCCAACGCUUCAACCGUGAUGCAGACGAGACCAUCGCCUGGAUUUCCGAGAAGGACGUUGUGCUCGGCUCCGACGAUUACGGACGUGAUCUUGCUACUGUGCAGACGCUGCAGCGCAAGCACGAGGGCGUGGAGCGAGACCUGGCGGCGCUGGAGGACAAGGUGUCGACGCUGGAUGGCGAGGCGGCGCGCCUGGCCGCAAUACACGCAGACCACGCGCCCGCCAUACACGCCAAGCGUGACGAGAUCACGCACGCCUGGCAGAAGCUCGUGCAAAAGGCCAAGGAGCGUCGGUCGGAGCUGGAGUCGUCGUACGCGCUGCACCGGUUCCUGGCGGACUACCGCGACCUGGUGUCGUGGGUGUCGGACAUGCGCGCGCUCAUCGCCGCCGACGACCUCGCCAAAGACGUGCCCGGCGCAGAGGCGCUGCUGGAGCGGCACCAGGAGCACAAGGGCGAGAUGGAGGCGCGCGAGGACGCGAUCCGGUCGUGCAUGGCGCAGGGCGCGGCGCUGGCGGCAGGCGGGCACCGCGCUGCCGCGGACGUGCAGGCGGCGCUGGACGCGCUGCGCCGCGACGCUGACGCGCUGCGCGACCUGUGGGAGCAGCGCCGCGUGCUCUACCUGCAGUGCAUGGACCUGCAGCUCUUCUACCGCGACACCGAGCAGGCUGACGCCUGGAUGCACAAGCAGGAGGCAUUCCUUGCCAAUGAAGACGUAGGAGACUCUCUUGAUUCUGUAGAAGCGUUGUUGAAGAAACAUGAAGACUUUGAGAAGUCCCUGGCAGCUCAAGAGGAGAAGAUCAAGGCAUUGGACGAAUUCGCAUCUAAGUUAAUUGACGGACAACAUUACGCUGCUGACGACGUUGCGCAGAGGAGAGAGAUGUUACUUGAACGCAGAGCUGCUUUACUAGAGAAGUCGAACCAACGCCGUGCGCUUUUAGAAGACGCUUACAAGUAUCAGCAAUUCGAGCGAGAUUGUGACGAAACUAAGGGAUGGAUCAACGAGAAGCUGAAGUUCGCGACGGACGACUCGUAUCUGGACCCGACGAACCUGAACGGCAAGGUGCAGAAGCACCAGAACUUCGAGCAGGAGCUGCAGGCCAACAAGCCGCGCGUCGACGAGAUCGCCGCCGCUGGAGCUCGUCUCCUCGAGCAGGAACACUUCGCCAAGCCUCAAAUCGAAGCACGGCUUGGUGAACUUUCGGGCAUGUGGGAAAAGUUAGUGCAGGCGUCAGACCUUAAGGGCAGUAAGCUGCAGGAAGCGGCCGCUCAGCAGCAGUUCAACCGCGCGAGCGAAGAUAUUGAGCUGUGGCUGUCUGAAGUUGAGGGACAGCUGCUUAGUGAAGACUAUGGCAAGGACCUGACGAGCGUGCAGAACCUGCAGAAGAAGCACGCGCUGCUGGAGGCGGACGUGAGCUCGCACGCCGAGCGCAUCGAGGCGCUGCGCGCGCAGGCGCAGCAGUUCAUCGAGCGCGGCCACUUCGACGCGCCCAACAUCCAGGCCAAGCGAGACGCACUUGUGGCUCGCUAUGCAGCACUAGAUAAACCAAUGGCUAUUCGUAAGAGACGACUUUUGGACUCACUUCAAGCACAGCAGCUGUUCCGUGACUUGGACGAUGAAGCUGCCUGGAUUCGCGAGAAGGAGCCAAUUAUCGCUUCUACUAACAGAGGGCGUGACCUGAUCGGCGUACAGAACCUGAUGAAGAAGCACCAGGCGGUGAUGGGCGAGAUGGCGCAGCACGAGGCACGCGUGGAGGCGGUGCGCGCGGCCGGCGCGGCGCUGCGGGCAGCCGGCCACUUCGCCGCCGACGACAUCGCCGCACGCCUGCACCAGCUGCACGCGCACUGGACCCAGCUGCAGGAGAAGGCGCUGCAGCGCAAGCAAGAUCUGGAGGACUCCCUGCAAGCGCAGCAGUACUUCGCGGACGCCAACGAGGCGGAGUCUUGGAUGCGGGAGAAGGAACCGAUGGCAAACACACAGGAUUACGGCAAGGACGAGGACUCCUCUGAGGCGCUGCUCAAGAAGCACGAGGCGCUGCUUUCCGAUCUCGAAGCGUUCGGAAAUACAAUUAAAGCUUUGCGUGAGCAGGCUGAUUCUUGCCGCCAACAAGAGUCCCCGGUGGUGGAUGUAUCGGGCAAGGAGUGUGUGGUGGCGCUGUACGACUAUGCAGAAAAGUCCCCGCGAGAGGUUUCCAUGAAGCGUGGCGACGUGCUUACUCUGCUCAACUCCAACAACAAGGAUUGGUGGAAAGUAGAAGUCAACGACCGCCAAGGUUUCGUACCGGCUGCCUACGUGAAGAAAAUCGAUGCAGGUCUUUCUUCAUCUCAACAGAACCUCGCCGAUUCCAGCUCUAUCGCGGCCAGGCAGAACCAGAUCGAGGCGCAGUAUGACAAUCUGCUGGCACUCGCGCGCGAGAGACAGAAUAAGCUGAAUGAGACGGUGAAGGCCUACGUACUGGUGCGCGAGGCCGCCGAGCUCGCCACAUGGAUCAAGGACAAGGAGAUGCACGCCCAAGUGCAGGACGUGGGCGAAGACCUGGAGCAAGUAGAAGUGAUGCAGAAGAAGUUCGACGACUUCCAGAACGACUUGCGUGCCAACGAAGUCCGACUCGCGGAGAUGAACGAGAUCGCUGUGCAGCUCAUGACCGUCGGUCAGACCGAAGCUGCACUGAAGAUCAAGACGCAGAUGCAGGAGCUGAACUCGAAGUGGACGUCGCUGCAGCAGCUGACGGCGGAGCGCGCCGCGCAGCUGGGCUCGGCGCACGAGGUGCAGCGCUUCCACCGCGACGUGGACGAGACCAAGGACUGGAUCGCCGAGAAGGACGCCGCGCUCGCCACCGACGACCUGGGCAAGGACCUGCGCUCCGUACAGACGUUGCAGCGUAAGCACGAGGGGCUGGAGCGCGACCUAGCGGCGCUGGGCGACAAGAUCCGGCAGCUGGACGAGACCGCCAACCGGCUGAUGGCGUCGCACGGCGACUGCGCCGACGCCACGUACGGCAAGCAGCGCGAGAUCAACCUCGCCUGGCAGCAACUGCAGGCGCGCGCCAACGCGCGAAAGGAGAAGCUGCUUGACUCCUACGAUCUGCAGAGGUUCUUGUCAGACUACCGAGACUUGAUGGCAUGGAUCAACUCGAUGAUGGCGCUGGUGAGUUCAGACGAGCUCGCCAAUGACGUCACCGGCGCCGAGGCGUUGCUCGAGAGACAUCAGGAGCACCGCACGGAGAUGGACGCGCGCGCGGGCACGUUCCAGGCCUUGGAGCUGUUCGGGCAGCAGCUACUGCAGGGCGGCCACUACGCUAGCGUCGACAUACAGGAGAAGCUCAACGCCAUGGCCGACGCACGCCAGGACCUCGAGAAGGCGUGGGUGGCGCGGCGCAUGAAGCUGGACCAGAACCUGGAGCUGCAACUGUUCCUGCGCGACUGCGAGCAGGCGGAGGGCUGGAUGGCGGCGCGCGAGGCCUUCCUGGCACCGGCCGACGCGCACGACCCGCACGACCAGCCCGACGCCGCGGCGCCGGACAACGUUGAGCAGCUCAUCAAAAAGCACGAGGACUUCGACAAGGCCAUCAACGCGCACGAAGAAAAGAUUGCUCAACUGCAAACGUUGGCCGAUCAGCUGAUCGCGUCAGAUCAUUACGCCGCCGAUCCCAUCGACAAGAAACGCAAGCAGGUCCUCGACCGCUGGCGUCAUCUCAAGGAGGCUCUCAUUGAGAAGCGAUCUAGGCUGGGUGAUGAACAGACCUUACAGCAGUUCUCCCGCGACGCCGACGAAAUGGAGAACUGGAUUGCAGAGAAGUUGCAGCUGGCAACAGAAGAGAGUUACAAGGACCCGGCGAACAUCCAGUCGAAGCACCAGAAGCACCAGGCGUUCGAGGCGGAGCUGGCAGCCAACGCCGAGCGGAUCCAGUCCGUGCUGGCCAUGGGUGGCAACCUCGUGCAGCGCGGCCAGUGCAGCGGCAGCGAGGACGCCGUGCAGGCUCGUCUCGCAUCGAUUGCCGACCAAUGGGAGUUCCUCACACAGAAGACUACGGAGAAGUCGCUGAAGCUGAAGGAGGCAAACAAGCAACGCACUUACAUCGCCGCUGUAAAGGACCUCGACUUUUGGCUCGGAGAGGUUGAAAGUCUGCUGACCUCUGAAGAUUCUGGCAAAGACCUCGCCUCAGUGCAGAACCUUAUGAAGAAACACCAGCUCGUCGAGGCCGACAUUCAGGCGCAUGAAGACCGAAUUAAUGACAUGAACGCGCAGGCGGACGCGCUGGUGUCGAGCGGGCAGUUCGACAGCGCGGGCAUCGGGUCGCGACGCGCCGCCAUCAACGAGCGCUUCGAGCGCGUGCGUAACCUGGCCGCGCACCGCCGCGCGCGCCUGCAUGAGGCGAACACGCUGCACCAGUUCUUCCGCGACAUCGCCGACGAGGAGUCCUGGAUCAAAGAAAAGAAGCUUCUCGUGGCAUCUGAUGAUUAUGGACGCGACUUAACUGGGGUGCAGAACCUACUUAAGAAACACAAGCGGCUUGAAGCGGAGCUGGCCAGCCACGAACCUGCAAUUCAAGCAGUGCAGGAAGCUGGAGAAAAACUCAUGGAUGUGUCCAACUUGGGUGUGCCAGAAAUCGAACAAAGACUGAAGGCGUUAGCUCUCGCCUGGUCCGAAUUACAAGCAUUGGCAGAAGAACGUGGUGCCAAGCUGCAGCAAUCAUUGGCCUAUCAGCAGUUCCUGGCCAAAGUAGACGAGGAAGAGGCUUGGAUCAGUGAGAAGCAGCAGCUGGUGGUGGUGAGCGAGUGCGGGGAUAGCAUGGCGGCGGUGCAGGGGCUGCUGAAGAAGCACGAGGCGCUGGAGGCCGAGCUGGCGGCGCGCGGCGAGCGCGUGCGCGAGCUGGCGGCCGCCGGGGAGCGCCUGCUGGCCGCCGGCAACCUGCACGCAGAUGCAUUGGCGCACCGCCUCGAUGCACUGCAGGCGAAGCUAGAGAAGCUGACGGCGCUGGCGGCGCGGCGCAAGGCGGCGCUGGUGGACAACUCGGCGUACCUGCAGCUGCUGUGGAAGGCGGACGUGGUGGAGUCGUGGAUCGCGGACAAGGAGACGCACGUUCGCUCUGACGAGUUCGGCCGCGACCUCUCCACCGUGCAGACGCUGCUCACCAAGCAGGACACCUUCGACGCGGGGCUGGCGGCGUUCGAGCAGGAGGGCAUCCAAAACAUUACUGUACUGAAAGAGCAGCUGGUGGCGGCGGGGCACGAGCAGGCGAGCGCCAUCAGCGCGCGGCACGGCGACGUGCUGGCGCGCUGGCAACGGUUGCGCGACGCCAGCACCGCGCGCCGCCAGCGCCUGCUGCAGCUGCAGGACCAGUUCCGCCAGAUCGAGGAGCUCUACCUCACCUUCGCCAAGAAGGCAUCAGCGUUCAACUCAUGGUUUGAGAAUGCCGAGGAGGAUCUUACAGACCCUGUUCGCUGCAACUCCAUUGAAGAAAUCCGAGCUUUGCGUGACGCUCAUGCCCAAUUCCAGGCCUCACUUUCGUCAGCACAAAGCGACUUCGCAGCGUUGGCGGCGCUUGACGAGCAGAUCAAGUCGUUCAACGUGGGCGCCAACCCGUACACGUGGUUCACCAUGGAGGCGCUCGAGGAGACCUGGCGCAAUCUGCGCAAAAUAAUCGCGGAACGUGAUAUCGAACUGACCAAGGAGGCUCAGCGCCAGGAAGAGAACGACAAACUGCGUAAGGACUUCGCCAAACACGCCAAUGCUUUCCACCAGUGGCUCACAGAGACUCGCACGUCCAUGAUGGAGGGCACGGGCUCGCUGGAGCAGCAGCUGGCCACACUGCGGCAGCGCGCCGGCGAGGUGCGCGCGCGGCGCUCCGAUCUGCGCCGCCUCGAGGAGAUCGGCGCUACUUUGGAAGAGCACCUCAUCUUGGAUAACCGUUACACAGAACACAGCACCGUGGGGCUCGCCCAACAGUGGGACCAACUUGACCAGCUGUCCAUGCGCAUGCAGCACAACCUUGAGCAGCAGAUACAGGCCAGAAAUCACUCUGGCGUGAGCGAGGACGCGCUGAAGGAGUUCUCAAUGAUGUUCAAGCAUUUUGACAAGGACCGGUCCGGGCGGCUCAACCACCACGAGUUCAAGUCGUGCCUGCGUGCGCUCGGCUACGACCUGCCCAUGGUCGAGGAGGGACAGCCAGACCCAGAAUUCGAGGCUAUACUCAAUGUGGUUGAUCCGAAUCGAGACGGGCAGGUGUCACUGCAGGAGUACAUGGCGUUUAUGAUCAGCAAGGAAACUGAGAACGUGCACUCGUCCGAGGAGAUCGAGAACGCGUUCCGUGCCAUCACAGCGCACCAGGAUCGCUCAUACGUCACCAAAGAAGAGCUCUAUGCUAAUCUCACCAAGGAGAUGGCAGAUUACUGCGUCGCGCGCAUGAAGCCUUACGUCGAUCCGAAGACAGAACGACCUAUCCCUAAUGGUCUCGAUUACAUCGACUUCACCCGCACUCUCUUCCAGAACUAA